Molecule: messenger RNA, 2547 nt
Organism: Thalassophryne amazonica
Lineage: Eukaryota; Metazoa; Chordata; Actinopteri; Batrachoidiformes; Batrachoididae
Gene: hnrnpm
Product: heterogeneous nuclear ribonucleoprotein M
Exons: 16
Coding region: 143-2281 (712 amino acids)
Biological process (GO): regulation of mRNA stability involved in response to oxidative stress; alternative mRNA splicing, via spliceosome
Cellular component (GO): post-mRNA release spliceosomal complex; cytoplasm; nucleus
Molecular function (GO): mRNA binding
Source: RefSeq, a predicted model, not a curated record
CCCAUCUUACUUUGGGUUUUCAUUUCCUCCGCCAUUUUCCUUAGCUGUUUCUUGAAUAAGUCGUCCGAUUCAUUUCUUCGAUUCAGAUCAUUUUUAACGCUUAAGUUUAGUUUACAGUAACGUAUCUUCGUUCUUCAAGAAGAUGUCCAGCGAACAGACGGAACAUGUUUCUGAGAAUGCGGGCCAGCAACAGCAGCAGCCGUCGCCGCCACAGCAACAGGGGGAGGAGGAGGGAGAUAUGAGUGGGAAAGUAAGGCAUGAAUCGGCUUCAAGCAGAAAAGAGAGGCCUCAGAAGAGAGGUGGAGGUGGCCGUUUUGAACCUUAUGGAAAUGUUAACAAGAGAUACCGUGUCUUUGUCAGUAACAUUCCAUAUGAUGUGAAAUGGCAAUCACUCAAAGACCUGAUGAAAGAAAAAGUGGGUGAGGUAACGUACGUGGAACACUUAAUGGACGCAGAAGGCAAAUCGAGGGGUUGUGCUCUUGUUGAGUUUAGGACUGAAGAGUUAAUGAAGAGAGCAGUGGAGACCGUCAACAAGCACAACCUCAAUGGGCGACCCCUCAAAGUUAAAGAGGACCCUGAUGGUGUGAUUGCUCAGAGGGAACUCAACAAGUCACAGGGUGGAGGAGGCCAUCCAGGAGGCCAUGGAGGAGUUGGGGGCAUGGGUGGAAUGGACCGCAUGGGCGGACUGGACCGCAUGGGCGGACUGGACCGCAUGGGCGGACUGGACCGCAUGGGCGGACUGGACCGCAUGGGCGGAAUGGAUCGCGUGGGGCCUGGACCGAAUGGCUCCCCCAUGGUCAAUAUUCCUCCCAGCCUGAUGAACAACCCCAAUAUCCCUAAUGAGAUCAUUCAAGGACUACAAAAUGGAAGACUUGGCAGUACUGUUUUUGUCGCAAAUCUUGACUACAAAGUGGGAUGGAAGAAGCUUAAAGAAGUGUUCAGCAUGGCAGGCAUGGUGGUCAGGACAGACAUUUUGGAGGACAAGGAUGGGAAGAGCAGAGGCAUGGGCACAGUAACAUUUGAUAUGCCCAUUGAAGCAGUCCAAGCUGUCUCUAUGUUCAAUGGGCAGAUGUUAUUUAAUAGGGUCAUGCAUGUCAAACUGGAUGAGAAGUCCAUGCCCAAAGAUUUUGGACCACCUGAGAACAGAAGCGCUCCCCUUCCACGCGGCUUGAGUGGUGUUGGUUUAGGUCUGGGCCCUGGUGGUCAGCCUAUCGAUGCUACCCAGCUUAACAGAGGAGGUGGUGGAGGGAUGGGCAACAUGGGUCCAGGAGGAAUGGAUGGAAUGGGCUUUGGCAACAUGGGAGGUCGUAUGGGAGGAGGAGGAGGUGGUGGUGGUGGAAUGGACAACUUUGGAGGAAUGAACAACAUGGAUCGUUUUGGUUCCUCUGGGAUGGGGAGAAUGAAUGACAUGGAUCGUGGAAUUGGUGGUGGCAUUGACAGGGACAUUGGUCGAAAUGAAAUGGGCAUGUCUCGCAAUAACUUUGGAGAUUCCUUUGAAAGAGGAAUUGGAAACUCCAUGGGUAUGGAUCGCAUGAGUUCUUCAAUGGACCGCAUGGGAGGUGGGAUGGAUCGCAUGUCAGGGAUGGACCGCUCAUCUGACCUGGACAGGCUAGGUUCUGGGUUUGAUCGGAUGGGCUCUGGGAUGGACCGGCUUGGGCCCAGUAUGGACAGGCUUGGAUCUGGCCUUGACCGUAUGAGCUCCAGUAUGGACCGCCUUGGUCCAAGUGGCUUUGACCGCAUGGGCUCAUCAGGUUUGGAUCGUAUUGGCGGUGGCAUGGACUUUGGCUCCCCGAUGGGUAUGGAUCGCAUUGGUAACACUGGGCUUGACAGGAUGUCCGGUGGGUUUGACCGCAUGAAUUCAGGUGGAGGGCUUGACCGUUUCACCUCUGGAAACCUCGAUCGUAUGGGCUCCAGCAUGGAUCGGAUGGGAUCUGGGGGUGUUGGUGGUCAGUUUGAUCGUUCCACUGACUUGGAUCGUGGUGGCUUUGGCAAUUCUUUUGGCGGUGGAGGCUCUGGAACCGGAGGAGGCAAUACCAGGAAGGGUUGCCAGAUCUUUGUCAGAAAUUUGCCAUUUGAUUUCACUUGGAAGAUGCUGAAGGAUACCUUCAAUACAUGUGGUAUGGUUCAGUAUGCUGAUAUCAAGAUGGAGAAUGGAAAGUCCAAGGGCUGCGGCGUGGUUCGUUUCGACAACCCUGAAACCGCUGAACGUGCUUGUGUCACAAUGAAUGGCCUGCGGCUGAAUGGAAGAGAGAUCGACGUUAGAAUAGACAGGAAUGCAUAAAUGAUGGUCUCAAACAUGUUAUCAGACGUGUUAAAUCGCUAAUGACCCAGUGCUCCCAAUGCUCUGUCAUCUAAAUGACCCAUUCUGUUCUUUUGGUUUAUUUGAAUAUGUAACAUGAAAAAUGUUAUUUUAGUUUGUAGUUUGAAACAGUGGAUGUGUUUUAGUAUUAUAACUCUUUUUAGAGACCAAAACUUUUUUUUUCUUCAUGUGUCAUUGCCUUUCUCCUGUGAGGUGUUUUGAUAAUUAAAUCUCAAUAUUUGAAAAUA